AUACUUGCUAAUCAUGAUGAAUCAAUUACUAAUGAUGAAGUUAGAAAUUUGAUAUCUAAUAAAAGUUUUUUUACUACCUGUCAUUUUGUAUGCUUAAUGUGGGAACCUAUCAAAGAAAUUAUUCAUAUGUUAGAAGCUAAUAUUACGAUCUUAGCUGAUUGCUUUGUUUAUUUGAUUAAGCUAGCCACAGCAAUUAAUAACUUAUCUGAAACAAACAGUUUUAAAAGUUUAGCCAUUCAUGUUUUUAAUCGGCAUUAUGAGAAAUUUUUGCAUCCACUUUAUAUUUUAGCCUAUUAUAUUCAUCCAGAAUAUAGAG
This is a messenger RNA of Racocetra persica, 316 nucleotides long. NCBI's taxonomy places the organism in Eukaryota, Fungi, Glomeromycota, Glomeromycetes, Diversisporales, Gigasporaceae. The record is from the annotation of a GenBank genome assembly.